This is a messenger RNA of Paramuricea clavata, 204 nucleotides long. The record is from the annotation of a GenBank genome assembly. Lineage: Eukaryota; Metazoa; Cnidaria; Anthozoa; Malacalcyonacea; Plexauridae.
AUGGCUGCACCCCAAAACCCAACAGGUUAUGGGCCCAGGAGAAGACUUGUCUUCAACGGAGAUGAAAGCAAGUAUGAACUCUGGGAGGUAAAGUUUCUCGCAUUCAUAAGGAUUCAGAAACUUUACGACGUGUUUGUUCCUAGCGCAGACGAACGGGAGCUAGAUGAGGCAAGGAAUGAAACUGCCUUCGCCGAAUUGGUCUAA